UGUAAGGUUGGUUGGUGGUAACAGUCGCUGUGCUGGUAGAGUGGAGGUUCUUCACAGAGGUCAGUGGGGAACAGUGUGUGAUGGUAGCUGGGAUAUGCCUGCUGCUGCAGUGGUGUGUAGAGAGCUGGACUGUGGAGAACCUGUAGAUGCUCUGAUUGGUGCUCAUUUUGGGCAAGGAUCAGGACCAAUCCGGAUGAGUGCUGUAUUCUGUACAGGAACAGAGUCUACACUGAAGAAUUGUGGAUCAGUAGGGUGGAAUAAACCUUACUGUACUCAUAAUAAUGAUGCUGGUGUAAUCUGCUCAGGUAAUACACACUCCAGACUUGCUGCUGGACCUCAUCUGUGUGCUGGGAGGUUAGAGAUACUUCAUAAUCAGACGUGGAUGUCAGUGUGUGACGCUGUCUUUGACCAGCAGGAUGCAGAGGUUGUGUGUAGAGAGCUGGACUGUGGGGCUCCUGUACAGGUGCUGGGAGCAGCUGCUUUUGACAAAGGAGACACUCAGAUGUGGACACAAGAGAUUCAGUGCAGAGGAAAUGAAUCUCAUAUUUCAUUCUGUUCAGUGUCAACAUACAAUCACAGCUGCACCAGUGACAAUAACGUUGGCAUGAUAUGUUCUGGUUACACAACAGCCAAACUGAUGACCGGUUCAGACUCUUGUUCUGGAAGAGUGGAGCUUCAGUUCCUCAAAGAGUGGGGCACAGUGUGUGAUGCAUGCUGGGAUAUGAGAGCUGCCAGUGUCCUCUGUAGACAGCUGAAUUGUGGGAUUGCUGUGUCUGUUGUGGGAUCAGACUGGUUUGGAGAGGGAAGUAAUGAAACCUGGGCUGAUGUGUUUGAUUGUGACGGGAAUGAAACAAAACUCUCAGAAUGUUCCAUCUCUUCAUGGAGUCGAGCUGAAUGUUCUCACAGACGAGAUGUUGGAGUCAUCUGCUCUAGUGAGAGGAUUUUAUUGAGUAAAAAUACAUACAAUACAUACUGCAACAUCUUAGUAAAAUUCUUCAUCUCCUCAGAUUCCUCUCUGGCUCUUCAUGAUGGUCUGGUGCGAUUGUCUGGAGAGAGACAGUGUGAGGGGGAGCUGGAAGUUUUCAUCCAUCAGGUCUGGAGGAGAGUUCUGCUGGACUCCUGGACUCUCACUGAAUCCUCUGUGGUCUGCAGACAGCUGGGGUGUGGCUCUGUGCUGAACUUCUACGGCUCCUCUUCAUCCAGUCCUGAACACAGUCAUGAGUGUGUGACGGGCUUCCAGUGCUCUGGGAGUGAAGCUCAUCUGGGGAACUGCAGCUCUCCACAAACUCUCAACUGCAGCUCCACACAACAGCUGUACAUCACCUGCCUUGGUGAGAACAACAACAUCUGGGCAGGUUCUUCAGUUGUUAGUGAUCAAUAAUGUGUUUUUCUUUCUCUGAAUAUCAGGCCGUGGGUCCAUCAGGCUGGUGGGUUCUGGGGGAGACUGUGCAGGGAGGCUGGAGGUUUUUCACAGCGGCUCAUGGGGGACAGUGUGUGAUGACU
Molecule: messenger RNA, 1503 nt
Organism: Carassius carassius (crucian carp)
Lineage: Eukaryota; Metazoa; Chordata; Actinopteri; Cypriniformes; Cyprinidae
Product: deleted in malignant brain tumors 1 protein
Exons: 3
Coding region: 95-1381 (428 amino acids)
Cellular component (GO): membrane
Source: RefSeq, a predicted model, not a curated record